CCACUCAUGAACGUAAAGCAGUUUGUCAGACCUGCAAGUUGCUAUUAGGCCUAAAGCUGCGACUACAAUUUAUUAAAUUUGGCGAUGAAAGUGGGAUUAGCGCAUUAUAUUCUGUAUUUAUAGUUGGCAUUUGAAGAUACGUUUAAAGAAAAUGAUAAUAGAGGACGUGGAAGCUCUGAAGUCGUGGUUGUCGAAACUACUGCAGCCCAUAUGUGAUGCAGACCCUUCGGCUUUGGCAAACUAUGUUGUAGCCUUAGUAAAGAAAGACAAACCUGCAAAGGAGUUAAAGGCACUUUGUGCUGAUCAGUUGGAUGUCUUUUUACAAAAAGAAACAACUGGCUUUGUGGAUAAACUUUUUGAAGGUUUAACUACAAAAAAAUAUUUGGGAAGUCAAGAUCAAUUCACAAAGGAGGCUGCAAAAGUGGAAAUGAAAAUAGCAGGUCAAAAAAUGGAAGAAAAUAAAGAAGUGACUGUAAGUUUGGAGGAAGAGAGGGAUGGAAGAAGAAAGAAAAGCCCGUUGAGAAACCGGCCUGAUCCAAAUGAAAUGCGGAAUCGUGAUGACAAGAGAAGGGAUGAUCGCAAGCGACGAGACUGUGACCGGCAUAACAAGAACAGCGACCCAUACAGAGAGCGGUAUGAUCGACGCAGGGGGCGAAGCUUCAGCAGGAGUAGGAGUCGAAGUGGCAGCAGAGGAAAGAGUGGAGACAGAGAUAACAGCCGAGCAAAAGAUCACAGGUUAAAGUUUGAGGCAGAGAGGAAUGAGCUGGAGGGUUAUGUCCCAGUGUCUCAGCAUCAGCAGCAGCAGCAGCAUCAGCAGCAGCAUCAGCAGCAGCAGCAGCAGCAUUCAUCUGGGGGCCAAGCUAUCCCCAGCACCGUUGCUGUGGUAGCACCUGCUCACCUCCCAGACAGCACCACAGAGAGCUGGUCUAACUACUACUCUAAACACAACGAAGGCAAGCCAUUCAGCAGGAGCGCCACUCAGAAACGCCGCUGCAGAGACUACGACGAGAGAGGUUUUUGUGUGCGUGGGGACCUGUGCCCCUUUGACCAUGGCAAUGACCCUUUAAUAGUGGAUGACGUCACGUUGCCAACGAUGAUUCCCUUCCCUCCACCUCCUGGGCUUCCUCCCCCUGGUCUCCCAAUGCCCCCGAUGCCAGGGAUGCCCCCUAACCUACGGUUACCUAUUCCUCCACAUGGGCAGCCUCCACCCCCAGGCAUCUUCACAAUGCCAGGACCACCUUUAAUCCCAACAAGUGCAAUAAAUAAUCGUGAACACUCUGGAACAAGUUCAGUUUCUACUCUUGCACCAACAGGAGUAGGACCAGCUCCUCCUCUUCCUCCUCAUCCUUCUAUACCUCCACACCCACAGUAUACAUUAGCAGAAUAUAACUAUGAUCCUGAAGCUUAUAACCCAGAGGCACCCGGUAUCACAGCCUCGGGUAGACCUCAGUACAGACAAUUUAUCCCCAGAAUACAGACCCAGAGGUCCAAUCUUAUUGGACUCACCUCCAGUGAUAUGGAUGUACCAAGUUCAAGAGCUGCCAAUAUAGUUAUCCAGACUGAACCAUCUGCCUCGGCCAUGAUGAAUAAUAAUUUAUCAAGAUUCACUAGUGAUCAAGACAGCAGGAAGAGGUCUAUGGCUGUCACUGAUGCCCCCGCAACUAAGAAAUCCUGGCUGGAAAAGCAAAAUUUCAACAACCAGCAUAAACCUGGCUUUCAAAAGAAAAAUCAUUACGCCAACACCAAGCUUGAAGUUCGCAAAAUCCCCAGGGAUAUCAACAAUAUUGCCAAACUGAAUGAGCAUUUCAGCAAAUUUGGUACUAUUGUCAACAUUCAGGUAAGACUUCCAUAA
Molecule: messenger RNA, 1852 nt
Organism: Polyodon spathula (Mississippi paddlefish)
Lineage: Eukaryota; Metazoa; Chordata; Actinopteri; Acipenseriformes; Polyodontidae
Product: RNA-binding protein 27-like
Exons: 12
Coding region: 152-1852 (566 amino acids)
Biological process (GO): mRNA processing
Cellular component (GO): nucleus
Molecular function (GO): metal ion binding; RNA binding
Source: RefSeq, a predicted model, not a curated record